AUUUGUUUUUUUAUUCAAGGCGGGGUUUCUCUGUGGAGCUCUGGCUGUCUUGGCUCCCUUUGUAGACCAGGAUGGCCUCAAACUCAUAGAGAUCCACCUGCCUCUGUCUCCCAGAAUGCUGGGAAAACAGGUGUGUACGGCCAUGCCUGUCUUAUUACACUUCUUUUAAUAUCAACAUUUGUCUUGUAGGAAAAAAGAACAUGAAAAAGUAGAGUUACCGUCUUGUAUUGGUGUAAGAGCUAUCAGUAACUAAGAUGUCUGAAGAUGAGAAUACCGCAGAGGCUGAAGGAAUCGCUAGUUUUGAGUCACUGGAGGAGGCUGGAGUUAUUGAAGCAAUGUCAGAUCCGUUAAAGGAAGCUGCUCCUUCCUGGGAGAAGGAAGAUUCCUACCAGUUUAACGAAACAAAUGCUUCAAGUGACAUGGAGCAGGGAUCAGCUUCCUCCAUAGACCAGCUUGACAGAAAUGAAGAGAAAGAUGAAGAUCAGGCUUCUGACACCAAUGAGGCAGAUGGCACCCCACAGAGCUCCAACAGCUCGUCAGAGACUAAGAUCGAUGAAGUCUACCAGCGAGCCAGAUUCCCAAUCGGCAGGAGAGUUAGUCCACGAAUCUCAAAAGAAAAGCUGGGUGAAUUCGGUUUGCAGUCGAAUAACUUCACAGUUAAGCUUGAAGCCAAGGGUUUACAAGAAUUCCCUGUGGACAUUUUAAAAGUCAAAUAUGUAAAAUAUCUAUAUUUAGAUAAAAAUCAAAUAAAAAGCUUCCAAGGGGCAGACCCAGGAGAUCUACUAGGACUUGAGAUUCUGUCCUUACAAGAAAAUGGAUUGCCGUCGAUUCCCCUGGAAAUUCAAUUGUUUCACAAUUUAAGGACACUAAAUGUCAGUAACAAUGAGAUAUCACAAAUACCAAAAGAACUGUUGCAACUUGGGAAUAUGAGACAACUCUUCCUAGAUAGCAAUCAUGUUGAGAGUUUACCGUCUGGCUUAGAAAGUCUUAGAAAUCUGGAAACCUUAAGUUUGGGUAAAAACAAACUGACACAUAUACCAGAUUCUCUGUCUGCUUUGAAAGCUUUGCAUACUCUCAAUCUGGAAUACAACCAACUGACCAUAUUUUCCAAGUUUCUGUGCUUCCUUCCCAGGUUAAUCUCACUCAACCUUAACGGAAAUAAGAUAGGCAGUUUGCCCAAAGAAGUUAGGGAACUGAAAAACUUAGAAAACCUCUUAAUGGACCACAACCAACUUACUUUUUUGGCUGUGGAAAUGUUUCAACUGCCCAAAAUAAAAGAACUUCACCUUGCCGACAAUAAACUAGAAGCUAUUUCACCCAAAAUUGAGAAUUUCAAGGGUCUCAGGUUUCUUAACCUUGAUAAAAAUUUAUUGAAGAACAUACCAAAGAAAAUUUCCCACUGUGUAAUGUUGGAGUGUCUUAGUCUUAGUGACAAUAACAUAGAAGAACUUCCUAGGAAAAUCCAUAAGCUUAAAAAUCUGAAGCAACUCCACGUAAACAGAAAUAAAAUGAUAAAGAUGGCUGAUGAGAUCUCACAUCUUAACAAUUUAAAGAGCCUGGAGUGUUCCGGCAAUCAAAUCACACAUGUUCCUAUUGAAAUAAAAAACUGCAGGAAAAUAACCAGGGUCGAACUGAAUUAUAACAAUAUAAUGUACUUCCCCGUGGGGCUGUGUGCUCUGCCGUCACUUGACUACUUGACUUUCAACGGAAAUUAUAUUUCAGAAAUCCCCAUGGACAUCUCUUUCAGUAAGCAGCUGCUUCAUUUAGAACUGAAUAGAAACAAACUCCUCAUCUUCUCAGAAUACUUGUGUUCACUCACUAAUCUUGAAUACCUGGAUCUUGGCAAAAACCAAAUAAAGACAAUUCCUGCCUGUGUCUCUGCCAUGGUGUCGCUCCGUGUGCUCAUUCUGUCUGCUAAUAAGUUUGAAAAAUUCCCAAAGGAACUGUGUGCGUUAAAAGCCUUGCAAGUCCUUGAUAUUUCCGAAAAUCAGUUACAGCAAGUACCUUCAGACAUAUCCAAACUAAAAGCGAUCCAGAAAUUAAACUUCUCCAGCAAUCAGUUCACGCAUUUUCCUGUUGACCUGUGCCAUCUUAAAACACUGGAGGACUUGAAUAUGAGUCAGGGGAAUGGGAAAAAGUUAACAAGACUUCCAGAAGAGCUGUGUAAUAUGACUCAACUCAAAACGCUCGACAUCUCCAACAAUGCAUUCAAAGAGAUUCCAAAAGAUAUCGGGGAGCUUAGAAAUCUCGUUAGUCUACAUGCCUACAACAAUCAAAUCAAUUCUCUUCCACCAUCCUUUCUGUCUUUAAAAGCUCUACAGCACCUAGACCUCAAAGGAAACAAUCUGAGAGUUCUGCCCAAUGCUAUCUACAACCUCUUGUCACUGAAAGAGAUAAAUUUUGAUGACAACCCUUUGCUGCGACCCCCAGUGGAGAUCUGUAAAGGAAAACAGCUACACACCAUAGCAUGCUAUCUCCAAAGAGCAGAUGAAAGAGAUGAGAAAAUCUUAGAGAAGAUAUUCAACAUAGUCGCCAACAAUAUCACGGAGAUAAAUUUUGAAUUUUUGCAACAAAAACUGCACAUGAAGAGCUCCGAAAAUAGCAUUCCUGUAAAAAACACUACUCCAUUAAGUGAAAGAGUCUACCAGGCAUUUAUUAAGUGGAAAGCGGACCAGAACUUGUCACUCACAGUGACUGCCAUAAGAGACCGACUUGUUCGGGCACUAAAUAUGAUAGGCGCCUAUGACAUAAUGGACAGGAUCACGGCUUUGAACCUUUAUACAAGCGCCAUCAAACUCUAGCCAGUGGACCUGAAAUCGAAGCUGAAGACUUACCACGCACUCACAGAACUGAAACUCCACCUUUGGGCUGUUUCAUUUGGCUGACACAAGGGAAUUACUUGCAUAUUCUGCCUCUAUUUUGUUUCUUAGUAGUUCUUUCUUUCUCUUUGUGUGUAUGAACAUGCUUGUGCCACGGUUGGCAUGCGGAAG
Molecule: messenger RNA, 2990 nt
Organism: Acomys russatus (golden spiny mouse)
Lineage: Eukaryota; Metazoa; Chordata; Mammalia; Rodentia; Muridae
Gene: Lrrd1
Product: leucine rich repeats and death domain containing 1
Exons: 5
Coding region: 255-2801 (848 amino acids)
Molecular function (GO): protein binding
Source: RefSeq, a predicted model, not a curated record